AUGGAGACGAAGAACUCCUCCAAGAGACUCAACGUCCUGGUAUAUUCCGGUGCGCAAACCUACCCUGACUGGCGAGAAAACAUUCUGACGGCGCCUCCAGGCAAUGGCACGACCGUGGACUCCGUGCGGCAGUGUCUGUACACCUUGCGCCGCAUCCUGUCGCCCAACUACGCCGUCAUCCCCGUCACCGGCGAGAUGGUCGUCGGCGAGCCCUGGACCGCCUCCUGCGCCCUCUUCGUGAUGCCCGGCGGCGCUGACCUGCCGUACUGCAGGACCCUGAACGGCGAAGGGAACCGGCGCAUCAAGCAGUUCGUCCAGCGCGGCGGCAGCUAUCUCGGCCUCUGCGCGGGCGGCUACUACGGCAGCGCGCGGUGCGAGUUCGAGGUCGGCAACAAGAAGCUCGAGGUCGUCGGAGACAGAGAGCUGGCCUUCUUCCCGGGCAUAGCAAGAGGAUGUGCCUUUGCCGGCUUCGUCUAUCACUCCGAAGAAGGGGCCAGGGCGGCGGAGCUGCAGGUCUCGCGGUCUGCGCUGCCCGUGGGGAGCGUCCCGGAUACCUUCAAGUGCUACUACAACGGCGGCGGCGUCUUCGUCGAUGCGCCCAAGUACGCCGACCGGGGCGUAGAAGUGCUCGCCAGCUACACGGAGAAGCUACAUGUUGACCCAGGCGAGGGCCAGGCGGCCGUUGUCUACUGUCCGAGUGAGCUAUACCUCUUACCAUUCCGAUACGGUGAUAUAUUUUUAGCUAACGAGGGUAGAUUCUCUGCUGCAAACUUGGACCGAGAUGAGGCUUCGGCCCCUGACUAUUCCUCUGUCGUGGAUCUGCUGGCCAGAGACGACAAGUUCCGGACAGACUUCCUCAAGGCAUGUCUGGCCAAACUCGGUCUCCAGAUCAACCAGGAUACAGCUACGGUACCGUCCCUCUCUCAGAUCCAUCUCUCUGCCCUCGAGCCAGGCGCUGCUCUGCAGGUUCUCUCCUCCCUGGAAGAUGUCGUCACCACAGAGGAUGGCGAGGACUACAUCAAGGAUGAUAAUGAUACCUUCAUCCUCGAGAAGCCGUCCUCCAUGAAGAUGACCAAGGUUGCAGAGGCACUGCCAGAAAGCUCAAGCACUCCGACGACCACGACUGAGGCUGCUGCUACUGACGUUGAGGACAGAAUAGUCGAUUAUAACGCCGUUGUCAAGCGGCUGGUGGUUAACGACGAGCUGCCAGAUACCAAGACGACCCCUUACUUUAACCACCAUGCAUUUUACUCGAAUUUGAGGGAGUAUAGACACCAGUCGAAAGAGGACUCCCGGGCCUUUGGCUCGCAUAUGCUAUAUGGUGAAGUUGUUACCAGUACCAAUACCAUUUUAGAAAAAAACUCCCGUCUACUACGAAGACUACCCAACGGCACCACGGCCACAGCCACCGUCCAGGUUGCCGGUCGAGGCCGUGGUUCAAACGUCUGGGUCUCUCCGCCAGGCCAGCUCAUGUUCUCCGUCUGCGUUCACCACCCAGUCGACAAGCUCAUGUCUGCGCCCGUAGUCUUCAUCCAGUAUCUCGUCGCCAUGGCCAUCGUCCAGGGCGUCAAGACCUACGAUAAGGGUUACGACACCUUGCCAAUAAAAUUAAAAUGGCCAAACGAUAUAUACGCCCUGGAUCCAUCCGAUCCAACCUGCAAAACAUACACCAAAAUAGGCGGCAUCCUAGUCAACGCCCACUAUUCAUCAAGCGAAUACAUCGCCGUGGUAGGCGCAGGCCUCAACGCUCUAAACCCAGCCCCCACAACAUCCCUAAACGCCCUCCUACAAACCUUCAAAACGACAUCAAACCCAGAACCUCCGUCUCUGGAAAAACUCCUAGCCCGUAUCCUUACCACCUUUGAAGAGUUGUAUGCCCGCUUCCUCCGCACUGGCUUCGACAAGGAGUUUGAAGACAUGUAUUACUCCAACUGGCUUCAUAUGGACCAGAUCGUUACGUUAGAGGCCGAGGGCGGAGUGCGUGCAAAGAUCAAGGGUAUCACCAGGGAUUAUGGACUUCUGAUUGCUGAGGAGCUGGGAUGGGAGGAUCGGCCGACGGGGAAGGUCUGGCAGUUGCAAAGUGAUAGUAACAGCUUUGAUUUCUUCAAAGGGCUGUUGAAAAGGAAGAUGUAA
Messenger RNA from Trichophyton verrucosum HKI 0517, 2133 nucleotides. RefSeq lists its product as uncharacterized. The transcript has 4 exons. The record is from RefSeq and is a predicted model, not a curated record. NCBI's taxonomy places the organism in Eukaryota, Fungi, Ascomycota, Eurotiomycetes, Onygenales, Arthrodermataceae. Gene Ontology annotation, biological process: protein modification process. Gene Ontology annotation, molecular function: biotin--[biotin carboxyl-carrier protein] ligase activity. The coding region runs from base 1 to 2133 and encodes 710 amino acids. Gene Ontology annotation, cellular component: cytoplasm.